Carya illinoinensis is the source of this 2041-nucleotide messenger RNA. Its product is annotated as protein BTR1-like. The transcript is spliced from 9 exons. NCBI's taxonomy places the organism in Eukaryota, Viridiplantae, Streptophyta, Magnoliopsida, Fagales, Juglandaceae. Gene Ontology annotation, biological process: regulation of gene expression. The record is from RefSeq and is a predicted model, not a curated record. Gene Ontology annotation, molecular function: mRNA binding. Gene Ontology annotation, cellular component: cytoplasm; cytosol. The coding region runs from base 737 to 1651 and encodes 304 amino acids.
UUCAACACCGUCGCACGGCACAUGUAGCCCUUGUUCGCAUACGAAACUCUGGUUGGCUCCAAAUCAAACGCUACCUAAAGGGCUGCAGCAGCUCCCCUACCCCCUCCCCCAACCCAAACCCAAACCCACUAUUUUUCCCCUAAUAGGCUAUAACGCUCCCCAAUCAAUCGGGUCUUGUUCCUCUCUCCCUCACGCAUCCUCUUCAACUUCAGCUUGUCUUCCUCUCCAAAAAGCCAUUCCAAUUGCUUUCCAGUAUCUCUCUCCGUGAAAUUGCUGCCUUUUCUAGCGGUGGCACAAGGAGAAGGAGGAUUUAAAGCAAUGGAGUCAACUGAGUCUUCGUACAUGUCGUCGCCGGAGGCACCGCGUAAGAGAUCUCCACCGCCUCCCAAGUCUCCUACCUCAGGUGGAAGGUGACGAUGUAUAGUUGUCAAAUCUGCAUUUCUCUUUCUGUCAAAACUGAAACCCUAACCCUAACCUACUGAGAAAAUAGAGGAAAAGGGAAAGAAUCUUAUGGUUUAUACUGUUAGGCAUUGUUUGCUUUCCGAGUAACCGUGGAAAGAAGCAUAAUCAGUUACAUUGAGGUGUCCCGAUAGGGAUAGUUAAGUAGUUCUGCGAGGCUCUUUUUUGCAUCAAAUAAUUUGCGGUAUUGCACACACAAUACAAUGUUACAAGUCCAUGAUAUUUUGGUUGGUGGUGGCGAGGAUGCACUCUUGACAAAGCGGUAGAUGCAUAUUCUAUGGAGAAGCCCACACACAUCAAGUUUCUCGUGUCAAAUGCUGCAGCUGGUUCUGUUAUUGGAAAGGGCGGCUCAACAAUAACUGAUUUCCAGUCGCAGUCUGGAGCUCGAAUUCAGUUGUCACGCAACCAUGAGUUUUUCCCGGGGACCACUGACAGGAUUAUUAUGAUAUCUGGAACAAUUAAUGACGUACUUAAGGCUGUAGAGCUGAUUCUUGCCAAAUUGUUGAGUGAGCUUCAUGCUGAAGGAGGUGAUGAUGUUGAACCGAAAACAAAAGUCAGGCUUGUUGUUCCAAAUAGCUCAUGUGGUGGCAUAAUCGGGAAGGGUGGUUCCACCAUAAAGUCCUUUAUUGAAGAAUCACAUGCUGGAAUUAAGAUAUCUCCUCAGGACAAUAGCUACUAUGGGUUGAAUGAUAGGCUAGUGACAUUGACAGGAACUCUCGACGAACAGAUGAUGGCUAUUGAUCUGAUUCUUUCUAAGCUGUCUGAAGACCCCCAUUACUCCCAGUCCAUGAAUGCCCCAUUUUCAUAUCCAGGUGUUUUCUUCUCCGGUUUUCAUGGUACUCCAUAUACAUAUGUGCUUCCUUCUGUUGCAACAGCACCCCAGAAUGCAAUGAGCUAUGGAACAAAUGGAGCUGGAGGGAAGUUUCCGAGCAACAAGGAGGAUCGAAGUAACUCUGUGACUAUUGGCGUUGCAGAUGGACAUAUUGGGUUUGUUGUUGGUCGUGGUGGAAGAAACAUAAUGGAAAUUGGCCAGGUUACUGGGGCCAGAAUAAAGAUAUCAGAUAGAGGUGAUUUUGUGGCUGGGACGACUAAUAGGAAAGUCACAAUUACAGGGUCACACAGAGCAAUUCGUGCAGCCGAGUCCAUGAUAAUGCAGAAAGUGGCCUAUGCUUCCGAGAGGGUGAUUGAUUAGUUUUGAAAUGUCCGCAUUCAAAAUUCACGUUGAGAAUGUUCGGGGGGAGAUCUACCUGUAAUUUGCUUAUACGUUUGAUCAUUAAGAAAGGGGAAAAAAGAAGAGCCAUUGACAUAUGUUGGCACAUGAUAGAUGUAAGUUGGAAGAAAUUUGCAUAAUCUAGUAGGGGCAAGAGCGGGAAAUUUUCUUGUUGUCGAGAGAGAUAUAAUUGUGCUAGGAAUUUGUUUGAGAUUAAGUUUAUUCCAAAAGAAAACGUUGGAAAAAAAAGCCAUUAUUCAUCGACCAUAUAGAAUGAUUCGCUUUACUUCAUUCACGGUUGUAACCUGCUAAUUUAGCAAGUACGUACACUGUCUGAUCGUUAUCUUAAUUCGUUCGAUUCUUAGUUCAAAA